UCUGUUGAAAGUUGAGUUGAGUUUGAGCCAAAGUCCUACUGAAUUCAUUAGCAAAAUACUAAUGGUACAUUAGUGCUAAUGAAUUGAAUUGUAUUAAUACCAUGUUAGUAUCUGGAAUGAAUCAUAUUUUUAACAUUGGACAUGCAUGUAUUAUUUUCUCGAAUACUUUGAGGCGAAGACUAGUCAUAAUUAUAUAUUUAAGUAGUGUAUAUGUUGAUGUAUCUUAUUUUGCAUUGCGCUUCAAACAUGAUCGGACUGUUUGUGUUGGUGGUGCUGCUAGCUUUUUAUGUGAUAUGUCAAUGGAAAAAAGCUUAUGAACGACAUGAGAAUUUUCCACCUGGACCUCCAAGUCUGCCAAUUUACGGGGCCUAUUGGAUAAUUGUCGCAAAAGCCUUCAACAACCUUGCACUGGCCACAAUACGAUUAGCUAAAGAAUACAAUACGAAAUUGGUGGGUCUUUAUUUAGGGCCUAUUCCUCAAGUUCUGGUCAAUGACUCUACGUUGAUUAAAGAAGUCCUCAUCAGGGAAGAGUUUGAUGGACGAUUGGAUACAGUCAUCUCUAGAGCAAGAGGUUUCUGGAAGAAAUUAGGUAUCUUCUUCACUGAUGGCUUCUUCUGGCAUACACAAAGACGUUUCUCGCUCCGUUACAUGCGAGAUUGGGGCUUCGGGCGCCGAUGUAAAGCUCUCGAAGACACAAUUACUCAUGACACCAAGGAGAUGAUAGAAAUGGUACUGAAUGGAACUACUACUGACGAAGAAAAGAAAUUCGUCAAUGGAGAUCUCAUAUACCUGCCUCACUUCUUCGACGUUCCUUUCGUGAAUGGAUUGCUACAAGUAUUUGUUCAAAAAACUUUUUCCCGUAACGAAUAUACGCGGAUAUGGGGUUUGGGAAAGUCCGCUUUAAAGUUCCAGAGAAGCACAAAUGAUCUGGGUGGAGCGCUGGUUAUUACGCCCUGGAUAAAAAACAUCCUUCCAAACAUGAGUGGCUAUAAUGAUCUGACGAAUGGAACAAAAGGCAUAUCCGAUUUUUACGGAGAGCUUAUAAAAGAUGCUAUAGAAACAUAUGAAGACACCCACGAACGCCACUUUUUUGAUGCGUAUAUAAAGAAAAUGAAACAGGAAAUUGCGGAAAAUCAGCGUACUACAUACUCAGCCGAGCAACUGCAAUUAAUCUGCACAGACUACACAUUCCCUACUGCGAGUGCGACAGAAAUGACGCUGACGCUGCUCCUGGAGAGGAUACUAAUUCAACCGGAACUCCAAGAUAAGAUUCACGAAGAACUUGACAGUGUGGUGGGGAGAGAUCGAAUGCCCACUUUGGAUGAUAGACAGAAUUUGCCGUUCACAGAGGCUUGCAUUCGUGAGAUUUUAAGAUUCGAGACACUGGUACCGUUAGGGGUCCCUCAUCGCGCGAUGAAGGACACAACACUAGGAGGGUACAAUAUUCCUGAGGGUACCUCGGUGGCAGUUAAUCUAGUGACUCUCCAUAUGGAUGAGAAGAUCUGGGGUGAUCCGCAGAACUUCAGGCCUGAGCGGUUCAUUGUUGAUGGAAAGCUUCAAGUUAGUCUGGACAAGUCCCUGCCUUUUGGAGCUGGACGCAGACUUUGUGCUGGGGAGACCUACGCUCGUCACAGCAUGUUUCUGAUAUUCGCGGCCUUUAUGCAGGCCUUCCAGGUGUCUACAGCUGAUGGCAAGCCUUUAACCCGACCCGCGAAGAGGAUACAGGGUAUUAUAACCACGAUUCCAGAGUUCUGGAUUCGGGUUACGCCAAGAAUAGGUUAAAAGCAAACGUAAACUUCUAUCAUGAGUGUGUUGAAGUAAUAAUUAAAAAUGUUUUAUGUGAAAUGGUUAUUGUAAGGAGAGCUUAUUCCGAUGGCGUGAAUUAAGUUGCGAUUGUAGUUUGGAUAUUUUAAUAAGUUGAAGCAUAAACAAAAUCACUAAUAUAUUACCAGCUGCCCACUGAAGUAUUUCCGAACCAAUUCGACUUAGGGUCCUUCAAAAAAAGAGCGUACUAAUUCUUAAAAGGCCGGCAACGCACUCGCGAGCCCUCUGGCAUUGAGACUGUCUAUGGGCGGUGGUAUCCCGUAACAUCAGGUGAGCCUCCUGCCCGUUUGCCUCCGGUUCUAUAAAACUAAAUAAACACUUUAUUUGGAGCUGGAUAGCAACUAACAUUAAAGGUGAUCAACUGACAAAAACAAAGUUGGCUUAUCUAAUGGAUCACAAAUUUAAAUGACACAUGUUAUUGGACGUUAUCGGAAAUGAGAAUAUUAAAAUACGAGUUAUAAGUGUGGAAAAAACUUAAGGGCUUUAAGUAAUAAUAAUAAGAAUAAUAAUCUUAAUAAGUGUUUAUAAUUAUUAACUAUGUACAUGGAUAUAACUAAAAGUUACAUAACGCGUGUUAAAAUAAUUUCUUUCUUUCAUGUUCGUUAUCGUAUGCAACAUUAAACUACGUUUUAUUGUUUGUACGGGACUUUGUAAUUAAUCACUUAAUUUAAAAAAAAACAUAAAUCUAUCGAUAAGUUAUACAUUGUAAUAGGAUAAUUUAGUAUAAAUUAUAAUAUUUUAAAAAUG
Pieris rapae (cabbage white) is the source of this 2571-nucleotide messenger RNA. RefSeq names its product probable cytochrome P450 304a1. Bases 211 to 1782 code for a protein of 523 amino acids. The record is from RefSeq and is a predicted model, not a curated record. Gene Ontology annotation, molecular function: iron ion binding; monooxygenase activity; oxidoreductase activity, acting on paired donors, with incorporation or reduction of molecular oxygen. The transcript is spliced from 9 exons. NCBI's taxonomy places the organism in Eukaryota, Metazoa, Arthropoda, Insecta, Lepidoptera, Pieridae.